Messenger RNA from Rotaria socialis, 1146 nucleotides. The record is from the annotation of a GenBank genome assembly. Lineage: Eukaryota; Metazoa; Rotifera; Eurotatoria; Philodinida; Philodinidae.
AUGGGCGACGAUCCGACCGAAUAUCCAACGCAGCGUUUACGUUUACAACCUUGUAACAUUUGUGGAAGGCAAUUCAAUGCCGAAUCAUUGAAAAAACAUCAAUCUAUUUGUCGAAAAGUAUCGAAUAAAAAGCGAAGAGUAUUUGAUGCUGGAAAACAACGAGCCACAGAUUCCGAUGUGCCAUACAAAGCAACGAAAAGAACAUUGGGGAUAUAUACCGGUGAAGUUCGAGCUCAAGAUGAUAGGUCGAAAUCAAAAGCGAAACCGACUUGGAGAGAAAAACAUGAACAAUUGAUUCGAUCAAUACGUGAAGCUCGAUCUGUAACUCGUGCUAUACACGACGGAGGCCCAUUACCAGCUUUUCGGCCUAGUGAAGUUCCAUCAGAUUAUGUUAUGUGUCCUCAUUGUCGUCGUAAUUUUAAUGAACAUGUUGCUAAACGACAUAUCCCUUUUUGUCAAACUCAACAUGAACGAAAACAUCCACAACCUUCGAAACCUAGCCAACAAUUUGAUAGAGGACGAACUCUUCCGCCACAACAUUCAUCUCCACACAAGCAACAAUCGUCUAGUUCAGGCAUGCGUCCCGCUCCUCAUGAUGUUUAUAAUAAUGGUUAUCAACAUAGUAAUUCUGCUCCAAUGCUCGUACGACGGAAUCCAGCUGAAUUUCAACCACCACCACAACAACAACACCGCCAACCACAACCACUACCACGUAAAUCAGGAGGUGGUUUUAUGGGAGGCUUUCGAAAAUUAUUUGGUAUGAAUUCCGAAAGUGAGCCAAUGCCCGAAACGGAUUACUAUGCAUCACAAGAUGACGACUAUUAUGAACCACCAGUUCGUCGUAAUGGUCAACAACAAGUACUUAUGCGUACAGGACGUACUCAAGAAAAUACAGGUUUGAAUGUACGUGCUCGCCAAAAAAAUGAUGAAGUCGGAUCAUAUGUGCGUCGAGGACCCUUACCUCCACGACCGCCUUCUCAUUCAUAUAAUCAAACACGAAACCAAUAUGGUAGUGGUCAUCAAAAUGGCGCAAGACCUACGGCUGUUGGGCGUGCACCACCAGCCGGAGUUCGAUGUUAUGACUGUGGUAGUGUGAUUAAUAAUCCAGCAGCCCGUUUUUGUGGCCAAUGUGGUUCCAGACGUUAA